Molecule: messenger RNA, 2627 nt
Organism: Dendronephthya gigantea
Lineage: Eukaryota; Metazoa; Cnidaria; Anthozoa; Malacalcyonacea; Nephtheidae
Product: E3 ubiquitin-protein ligase RNF19A-like
Exons: 5
Coding region: 252-1958 (568 amino acids)
Biological process (GO): protein polyubiquitination; positive regulation of proteasomal ubiquitin-dependent protein catabolic process; ubiquitin-dependent protein catabolic process
Cellular component (GO): ubiquitin ligase complex; cytoplasm
Molecular function (GO): ubiquitin protein ligase activity; zinc ion binding; ubiquitin conjugating enzyme binding
Source: RefSeq, a predicted model, not a curated record
AAACGACGAAAGGAAAGCAAGACAACGAGAAAGCCGCGAUAUAUGUUCUGUAUUUUUGCUUUGUUCGUGAAUUUUACGCAUUAUGAUAGCCGACUGAAUAGCUGACUGACAGCUGAAUGAAGACAGACACUUGGAAGCGAUUUUGUAUCCGUGAUAGAAGUCUCAAAUUUUGUCGAAAGACAUUUUAAUAUUGCUGAAAGCCCUCGUCGAGACCCGUCAAACCUACGCGAGAUAAAGAUCAGGACCUUAAAAUGACUGACAGAGUGAAACAGGCGACUGAGGAGCCCUCGAAUGAGCCGCCUAAAAGCAGCAGUCAGACGCCGAAGAAACACAGUCGUUUUCGUUCGUCGAUGAGGAGUGUUUUUGGCCGAAGUAGCAAGGCCAGUAAACAUGACGAAAGCGGACAAACAAAAUCAGGAAAGGAAUCCAGCUCGUCACAUUUACGGAAAAGUGCGUCAGAAGCUGUCUGUGUAUGCCCUGUUUGCUAUGUCGUUAAACCGCAAUCCUUAUUUCCCGAUAUUUCGACCUGCGAGCAUCGAACUUGUGGUGAUUGUCUCAGACAAUACAUGAUUAUUGAAAUCAAUGAAUCUAGGGUGAAUUUAACUUGUCCUGAAUGUUCAGAACGAUUUCACCCAAACGAUAUUAGGUUCGUACUCAAUGAUGAGGCUCUUAUGAACAAAUACAGCGAGUUCACCCUGAGGCGAACCUUGGUAUCGGAUCCUGACUGCCGUUGGUGCCCUGCGCCGGAUUGCGGGUAUGCCGUAAUAGCUGCUGGCUGUGCCAGCUGCCCGAAACUGACAUGCCAACGAGAGAAAUGUAAAACUGAGUUCUGUUAUCAUUGUAAACAAAUCUGGCAUCCAAAUUUGACUUGUGACAUGGCUAGGCAGAGACGAGCCUCAAAUAUUCGAACCUUGCCCAUGAAUGAUGGUAAAAGUUUAUCAGGUGAAGACAUGAAGCCUUGCCCAAGGUGUGGUGCUUUUAUCAUAAAGUUAGAUGAUGGUACAUGUAACCAUAUGACCUGUGCCGUGUGUGGUGCCGAGUUCUGCUGGUUGUGUAUGAAAGAGAUCUCGGAUCUUCACUACUUAAGUCCAUCUGGCUGCACGUUUUGGGGAAAGAAGCCAUGGAGUAGAAAGAAGAAAAUUCUCUGGCAAAUGGGCACGUUGAUUGGUGCUCCAUUAGGGAUUGCGUUAGCUGCAGGGGUUGUACUCCCUGCCAUGGUGAUUGGUAUUCCAGUCUAUGUUGGGCGGCAGAUGCAUGAGAAAUACAACCGGCCAUAUCAUACCAAAAAGAAGAGGAACAUUGCCAUUGUCAGUGGAGUAACAUUAUCCAUCUUGGUCUCGCCCAUGCUUGCUGCAUUGACCGUAGGUGUUGGGGUACCCAUCGCCCUUGGCUACAUCUAUGGGGUUGUGCCAAUCUCGUUGUGCCGCAGUGGUGGCUGUGCCUCAGUGACAACCCUAAAGAACGGCAGAGGCGUGAACCUGGAGUUUGACUCCGAGGGCGACAUGGCUACGAACCCUAAUGAGCGAUCGACUGCAAAUGAGGCAAGCUCUGCUGCAGAUGAGAACAUUGACAGUGUCGUAACUGUUGUAGCGACAAUAAACACAAGAGCACCAGACGCGGAGAGUGGUAAACAGCCUAGUGUGAGUUUGAGCCAAGAAUGCUAUAGUCUUGCAAGUAGCAAUAUCGAGCCAAGUGGACGUGAGGAUAGUGGCUCCAUGAUUCCUGGGCCUCGUAGCUGUGCAGUGAGCAUCGCAAGCAGCAUUGAGAAUUUGAACAUAAAUGUCUCGGACAAUCCCAGCCCAUCGCUAGAGGUCGGCGAACAUGACAGAGUAAGCACAAGUAGCCUAACUGGUAGUAAGGCGAUGAGCGAAUCCUCGUUGAAGAAAGUCGUUCAACUUAAGGUGGCUAGUGAAUGUGUAGGUGAUGUAGAGCAACCAACCAUUGUUGCCGAAUCAUGAAUUGUACCCUUGUAAAUAAUGCUUUAGAUAUUGAUAAAAGUAAAUCUACACUGUCCAUGAAGAUGUCUGCAUGUUGCAGUGGUCCUGUGAGGAACUCUGCCCUCUCUGAGGGAUUAAUUGGGUCUUCCACUGCUUGCACUUCACAUCCCCCUGCCCCCUGUGAGGGAAAAUUCCAGUUGAGCUUGAAAUAGUCGGCCAAUGAAAUAAUAGAGUGAGUGCAUCGUCAAUUUGUUGUAUUAUCCUUAAAAUGUUUCUAUUUUAAUUGACGUGAAUUUAUGCAUAUGGUGUUUUCUUUUCACACAUAAUUAUUGCUUUAGUCACAAGAAGAAAAAAGAAUUGAACUAUGCAAGACACUGAAGUGAAUUUGUACAUAUGGGUACUGUCAGUGCUGCCCUGAGCUAAUCAAUAGCCAACUUUCACAUCAUUUUGUACAUGGUAUUUUUGAGAUAGUGCAUUGUUAAAGUGUAAAGCAACUGUGUGUUCACAGUUCACAGUUCACUUGACUUUCUCACACUUGUCUGUAUGACCACUGUAACUAUUUCCAAUGUUGAUAUAGAUAAUGUAGGCUAGAAUUUAAAUAGUUGUUGAGUUAAUUUAUAAAUAGUGUAGAUUUGUGAAGUUUAAAUGAUUUUUGUUGCAAGUUAGAAAAUGGUAGAAUAAAAACCUCUU